Messenger RNA from Verticillium nonalfalfae, 210 nucleotides. RefSeq lists its product as uncharacterized. Bases 1 to 210 code for a protein of 69 amino acids. The transcript is spliced from 2 exons. Lineage: Eukaryota; Fungi; Ascomycota; Sordariomycetes; Glomerellales; Plectosphaerellaceae. The record is from RefSeq and is a predicted model, not a curated record.
AUGUCUCCCUUGUCUUCAUCCAGCUCCAUCGGCAUCCUGGCAUCAGGUGUCAGUCUUGGAUCAUGGCCGGCACGGACAGCCCGCGGCGGUCUGCCAAGGACUCGCGACGGAAUACUCGGCUUCGGCUUGCUUGUGAAAGAUGUCAACGCCGUAAGAUACGGUGCGAUGGACAGUCGCCAAGCUGUGGGAGCUGCCAGCGAGCUUCUGUAG